UGUAGACAAGAUGGCAGGAGAGCAAAAUACGUCCACGAAGGGAAGACACUGGCUUAUCGGAAUAACUUCUCUUGUGAUGUUGGCUGCUUUUGCCGGGGUUGGAUUUCUCGCUUAUAGAACAGUGCAAGCACGAAACGCUACUCCAGAUCCAGAUUCUAAGACUGGAAACAAGCAAACCAAUCCAACAACUGUAACAAGUCGUACAAAACUGAGUUCCACUCAACCAAAAACCACUGUACCGACCACUGAAUCAAGCUUCAUUGAACCAAGCUCCACUGAACCGAGUACAACUGAAUCGAGUACUACUGAAUCAAGCACCACUGAAGAGAGAACUACUGAGAGAGAACAGCCAUCGACGAGAGAUGUUCCAAUAAGAAACACAGGGACUCAAAUUCUACGUAGAUAUAUUACUCCUGUUACUAUAACACCACUAGUUGAAAUAACAACAGUUUCGUCAACAACGCAAAACAUACUCGCAUCUACAAUGGAGCCCCCGCCAUACCUUCAAGCGGAUACAUCCUGGCUAACAUGGGGUGAAUGGACAGCGUGUGGUACGACUUGUGGUGGUGGCAACCAAAUAAGAUAUCGAGCAUGCUAUACAUCGAACAUCGACAUCACGUGUUCUGGUUCCCCGGUACAGUCACGGACAUGUGCACAAUGGGAUUGUCCUGAUUGCUCACGAACUUGUCAAUAUGGUGACAUUGACUCUGAUUGUUCGUGUAUUUGUAAACAUGAUGUACUCGACGGUGUCGUAGUUGAUGUAGAUGGUCGGCCGGUAUACAAUGCAUCAAUAUUUCGAGAGGAAUUGCCAUUGGAACCAAUCGCAGCAUCACUCAUCGAUGGCAGUUUUCACGUUGAAGGUCUUUGUAUCAGAGGGUCUGUGUUGAUAGUUCAGAAGUUGAAGUUCACUAGAAAAACGUAUGCACUACCACCCACUACAAAUAAUGCAGCAAACUACUCUAACGUCGUAAUUGUAUUGGAAAAAAAUGCCCAUCCAUUCAUCACGGUCAACCCUGAGAACAAAAUAAGACAUGUUGGACAAAGUGUGGGAUUUUGUUGCGAUGGAUAUGGGAGUCCGAAUCCAAGUUACUAUGAAUGGUUUAAGGACGGUGAUAUACUAGAAGAUUGGUCGUAUACAAUCAACACAUCAUUACUACUGAAUAACUUGACUGUGAGCGAUGCUGGGACAUACACAUGCCGAAUAAACAGUGAUAUAGGAGCGGCAUAUUCCCUUCCUGCUGUGCUUGAUAUAUAUGAUGACCCGGAUCCAUGCACUGAUAGCCUACAACGAAAUUACAUUGAACUCCCACCUGGUUGCAUAGGACUGAAUGGUUCAUCGCGUUAUGAUAUUGGUAUUUGUAGCCGAUCACCAUGUUCAGGCGAUUUGGUGGCCCAGGAGUGUACUGACUCUAAGAGGUACUGCUGCGUGGAAUCCAACAGCGAAAAGAGGCAACUGCAAUGUAGUAGUUUUAAUAUAUCCAUCAUAGUUACGACUGAAUGCAAUUGUGGCGAGUGUUAUAACCCCAUUCGAAGCGUAAGGGGUCGUGUGAUAGCAGCCGACACACGUGAACCUAUUAAAUAUGGAAAAAUAUACUUAGGAUCAGAGUUCUUACGUCAAACCUCGAGAUCUGGAGAGUUUGAAUUUGAAGUACCAGCUGGGAGAAAACGCUUAACUAUAACAAUUCGCGAUAUAUAUGACGAAUACGCUGAUGCUACAAAGGUAUUUACAAUUUCACAAGAAUCCCAGAUUUAUCGUGUAAUUCUUCUACAGCGUCUUGCUCCUACUGUGUCAUUCAACUCAUCUGAGAGUUUCACAGUUCCUCUUACUGCCGAAAACGCUGUUGAAAUUGACAUUCCAGCUAUGUCACUUCGCACAGUGAAUGGCAGUGUAUAUACCGCAAAUGCUUCUGCGAGUAUAACGUUUGUUGACCCGAAAGAUCCCCAGGCUGUUGACAUCAUACAAAGUGAUCUUAGUACUCGUGAUGUGGAGGGAAAUCUGAGAUCUCUUCAAACAUAUGGUAUGCUUUCUAUUAACUUUGAAGAUGAAACGGGAAAUACUUUAUAUAUCGACGGCAACAUCCAGGUCUACUAUGACCUCGAUAUACUUAAUAUAAGUGUCACAGAAAACAAUCUUCCUAAAAUGUGGUAUCUAGAAGAAAAUACUGGAGAAUGGGUAGAGACCGGAAGUAUGCGUGUUGCAGGGGAGAGAAGACGUAAACGUGAUACUAAUCAACAGAUAAUUGUAGGCGACAUCGAGGUCAAUACACAACAAUUUGGUAAAGCAAUAAUUAAUGUAGACUAUUUGGCUCCACUUGACGAAAUAUGUUUUUUAAAAGUUAAAGUUUAUGAUACAUUGAAUACACCAAUAAAAAAUGCUGAGGUAAAUGCUAUAACCAAUGAGCAAGGACAGUUGAGUGUAUUUGAGGAAGUAUAUACUGACGCCAAUGGCGCUGCAUGUCCUCGUGUUAUGUGCCACGCAGAUAUCAACCGUUACUUGAUAAAUGUUCGCGCAAGAUUCGAGGAGGAAGUAUUGUUACCACAAGAUCCAAACACGGCGCCGUCAACAGUUCAUCCACGAAGUUGGCCUACUGAUCUCAUAGCAACAUAUUUAACCUCAGCGGAAUGGGACUCGUCAGGCUUCAUUAGUUUUUCCGGACUUAAACAAUCACAUUUAGAUAACGGCCCACUUCACCCAUCUAGAUGCUUCAGUGUUGAUUGUUAUACUGAAGCUAAAUGGAGAUGUUCAAAUUCGGCAAUAAACGACAGUCACGUUAUAUUUAAAAAAGAAGACCAUCCAGUAAACAAUGAUAAGAUAAUUACUCAUUACACCAAACACUACGAGUUUAGCCCGACGUACUAUGAGGAAGCCAGAGACAAAUGUUCAUGGUAUCCUUACGAAUCAGAUCGCAGAAAGAGAACGUGUUUUAUGAAGAUCCUCGUAACCGGCCAAACCGAGAAUCGGUUUCAAGUUACAAGUAGUUCAAGCGCCGAUUUUGGCUGUGGCGAGUAUGGUUUUCGUGCAGCAAGUACGUCCUCAAUCAUUGACGAGAAGGCAGCUCUAUGUAUGGAAUUCAAGUGCAGUGAUUAUGUCAGAGAGUCCGAUCAACCAUAUGAUGAUCAGGGCGGUGAGGUGGGAAAUGAAAUAGAUGAAACAAUAGUUAAAAUCAUACCGAAUGAAAUAUCUCAACACUGUACCCUUUUAGAGAUAAACCGUGAAUUCCAAGAGAACGUUAACAUAAUCUAUCAAGGGGAAGCUAUUAUCCAUGUUAUGAUUCCAACAGGUUCACUUAGUUAUUUUGGUGUAGCCCGUGGUCUAUAUGAGUCCACGGGUGAAGCACAAGAAGGUUACGAUAUCGCGAAUGAAAGUUGCUUUCGAGGCAAUGAAGUCGCAAGUACAGAACCACCUUACAACCCUACCAUAAACUGGGCAUUGCAUUAUGAAUGCUGAAUACAAUGUCAAUAAAUCCAAUGUCAUACAAAUUAUAUCAUGAAAGACCGUGGUAAUACCACUUUCAACCUAACGAAUCAGUGUUUACAACGCAAAUCAUUAAUAUAGCUACAAAGUACUAAUAUAUACAAUAACCAAUUCAGGCAAUGCUGAAUAAUCACGUUUUUAUCACCGAAAAUCACGGUUAAGGUAUUGAUACGAUUCUUGGUCAUGUGACCUAUUGAUCUGGCCUUUGGUUUAUUUCUCUUUGUCUUUAUGUAAUCCGGCUACACUUGUAUUCACAUGCUAUGUAAUUACUACAGUUGCACUCAUAUGCUAAUUGUAAUAGCUACAAAUAACUGUGGCAUAUUUUGUAAACAAGCAUUGUCUUAGCUACGUAAUUGUGGCAUAUUUUGUAAAUCGCUAUGGUAAAGCAGACCUUGCACCUUGAAAAGUGAGCAACUACAGUCACAGUGCAACGGCAUUUAUAUAAUAUAAAAAUAUUGUUAUGACAAAAAGAAGCAAGCAAAAGGCUUUUCUCCUUGUUUAAUAAAUUCUGUGUUAA
This is a messenger RNA of Saccoglossus kowalevskii, 3992 nucleotides long. RefSeq names its product cartilage intermediate layer protein 1-like. NCBI's taxonomy places the organism in Eukaryota, Metazoa, Hemichordata, Enteropneusta, Harrimaniidae. The record is from RefSeq and is a predicted model, not a curated record.